CUGCAUCCCAUGACCCCAACCCCACGACGAACAGCCACCGAGCCCACCAACCGCACCAGCAACCGAGAUACCGCCAGAAUGAACGACCACUACAGCGUCCUAGGUCUCCAAUGGGCCCGUCCCUCAUCCCAAAAAGCAAGCGGACACGGACAAGCAGGAAGACAUGCAGCUCCACCAACCCCGCUUCACCCCGACGCGCUGAAGAAAGCAUACCGCUCCGCGCUCCUAAAAGCGCAUCCCGAUAAAGCCCCGCCGGUUCCUCCUCCUUAUCCGCGCGGCAACACCACUGCCUCUGCUCCGUCUCCAUGUACACCAUCGACGACGACGACGGCGAUAAGCAGAGCGGAAACGGAAACGGAAGCGCAGCAGCCAUCCAUCGACGCCAUCAAGCUCGCCUACGCGGUCCUCGGUAACCCGGCCCAGAAGAAAGAAUACGAUGCUUCUUUCCGCCUAUCGCUGCAUGCUCACAGUUAUUCUUCUUCUUUUUCUGCAGCUGCAGCAGCAGCUGCUGCUGCUGCACAUGACUCAUCAAUAUCAUCGUUCGAUCUCGAAGCCCUCGACAUCUUCGACCUCGACGAUUUCACAAUCUCUUCUUCUUCUUCUUCUUCUUUUCCUCGGCAUCGCUGUCGUCGGGACCCAACAGACGCAGAAAACAACGCCGAUGGUAACGCCAGUGCUGAAGAAGAAGAAGAGGAAGACGAUGAUGGUGGUGGAGCUAAAAGCGAAUGGUGCAGACGCUGCCAUCGGUGUGGCGCGGACCCGGGGUUCCGAGUCGAUGAGGUCGAGUUGGAGAGGGCUGUUGCUGCGGACGUCGAGGAGGUUGUGCUUGGGUGUGCGGGGUGUAGUUUGUUUGUGAGGGUGCAGUUUGGUGUUGAGUGAGCGUUGCUAACGGUACGGGUGGGCUGGGGAUAGCAAGGGAGAUGGGUAAUGUGGGAUAGAAUUAGGGGAGGGGGGGAUAUAGCACAUAUCCACAUAUAUAUAUAUACAUGCACACAUACACUUCUGUGUUGUAGCAUCACCUAAAAACUUUGAUUGCUUGGAAUUGAUACACACACUCACUCACUCACACUUUCUCUCUCUCUCUCUCUCUCUCUUGUCUUUACUCUAUUCAUCCUUACUUUUAAAUAAUUAAUAAUUAUUCAAAAACAAUUAAAAACAACUUCAACUUAGCUUUGUAACCUCGUAAAAUAAGCAUAAAACAUAUAAAUAUAUAUAGACAUGUGUGUACAUGAUAUUUAUAUAUUCACUUAUGUAUUUAGAGUUAAGAGUCUAAGUUUAAUCCUCUACACACAAAGCUCAGUUCAGCUCAUUAUUUCCAACAGCAAAAAAGGAACCAAAAAAAAAAUUAAAACAACUUAUUUUCUUUUCUAAGCUUAUCCUAUCUUCUCUUUUCUCUCUUUUAUACCACCUUCUGCCUGCAAGGUGUGACAGAUCUUAUACAUACUCAUGUCCAUCUCCUAUCUGUCCUACCUACACUCUCUCUCUUCUCCCCUCUAUA
Molecule: messenger RNA, 1498 nt
Organism: Periconia digitata
Lineage: Eukaryota; Fungi; Ascomycota; Dothideomycetes; Pleosporales; Periconiaceae
Source: the annotation of a GenBank genome assembly